Messenger RNA from Myotis brandtii (Brandt's bat), 1717 nucleotides. It is a transcript of the gene GPR101, whose product is annotated as G protein-coupled receptor 101. The transcript has 2 exons. The record is from RefSeq and is a predicted model, not a curated record. NCBI's taxonomy places the organism in Eukaryota, Metazoa, Chordata, Mammalia, Chiroptera, Vespertilionidae. Gene Ontology annotation, cellular component: membrane. The coding region runs from base 116 to 1627 and encodes 503 amino acids. Gene Ontology annotation, molecular function: G protein-coupled receptor activity. Gene Ontology annotation, biological process: adenylate cyclase-activating adrenergic receptor signaling pathway.
CGGUGGCGCGACGCCUCCAGCAGCAACAGCAGUGAGUGUGGUCUGUGCACCCCUUUACCGCCUGCUGGUGCCGGCUCCAAGCCUGAACCCUGUCUUACAUACGCCUACCACCGACAUGACCUCCACCUGCACCAACACUACUCGGGAAAGCAACAGCAGCCACACGUGCAUCCCAUUUUCCAAAAUGCCCAUCAGCCUGGCUCACGGCAUCAUCCGCUCGAGCGUGCUGCUCAUCUUUCUCACUGCUUCAUUCAUUGGCAACAUAGUGCUAGCACUCGUGUUGCAGCGCAAGCCUCAGCUGCUGCAGGUGACCAACCGCUUCAUCUUUAACCUCCUCAUCACUGACCUGCUGCAAGUUUCACUCGUGGCCCCCUGGGUAGUGGCCAUUUCUGUGCCUCUCUUCUGGCCCCUCAACAGCCACUUCUGUACUGCCCUGGUUAGCCUCACUCACCUGUUCGCCUUUGCCAGUGUCAACACCAUCGUUGUAGUGUCAGUGGAUCGCUACCUGUCUAUCAUCCACCCACUCUCCUACCCAGCCAAAAUGACCCCACGCCGGGGUUACAUGCUCCUCUAUGGCACCUGGAUCUUGGCCAUCCUGCAGAGCACACCCCCACUCUAUGGCUGGGGUCAGGCUGCCUUUGAUGAGCAUAAUGCCCUCUGCUCCAUGAUCUGGGGGGCCAGCCCCAGCUACACCAUUCUCAGUGUGGUGUCCUUUAUCAUCAUUCCACUGGCUGUCAUGAUUGCCUGCUACUCUGUGGUGUUUGGUGCAGCCCGGCGUCAGCAUGCUCUUCUAUACAACGUCAAGAGCCACAGCUUGAAGGUUCGGGCCAAGGACUGUGUGGAGAAUGAGGACGAAGAGGGAGAGAAGAAAGAUAAGUUCCAGGGUGAGAGUAAGUUCCACAGCCAGAAUGAAGGUGAGAUCAAGGUGAAGGAGGGCAGUGUGGAGGCCGAAGAGGGCAGCAUGGAAGCCAAGGAAGGGAGCAUGGAGGCCAAGGGCAGCAAGGAGGUCAGAGAAAGCAGCUUCAUAGCCAACGAUGGCAGCAUGGAGGGUAAAGAAGGUGAUACCAAAACUGAGAGCAGCAUGCAAGCAGGCAGCAGUCACAUAGAGGUCAACCAGUGCAACAUUGACUUGGGUGAAGAUGACAUGGACUUUGAUGAGGACAACAUCAAUUUCAGUGAGGAUGACAUCGAAGCAGUGAACAUCCCAGAGAGUCUCCCACCAAGUCGUCGAAACAGCAACAAUGACCUUCCUCUGCCCAGGUGCUACCAGUGCAAAGCUGCUAAAGUGAUCUUCCUCAUCAUUUUCUCCUACGUGCUAUCCCUGGGGCCCUACUGCUUUCUAGCGGUCCUAGCUGUGUGGGUGGAUAUCCAAACCAAGGUACCCCAGUGGGUGAUCACCAUAAUAAUCUGGCUUUUCUUCCUGCAGUGCUGCAUCCACCCCUACAUCUAUGGGUACAUGCACAAGACCAUCAAGAAGGAAAUUCAGGAUAUGCUGAAGAAGUUCUUCUGCAAGGAAAAGCCCCCAAAAGAAGAUAGCCACCCAGACCUUCCUGGAACCGAAGCUGGCACAGAGAAUGGGACUGAAGGCAAGGCUGUCCCUUCUCACAAUUCUGCCACUUCUCCUUGAAGUGGGUUCUAAGGCAAACCUUGAACUGCCUACAGUACAGAAAACAGGAACAGAUUUCUUUUCAAUGGAUCAUUCACAAUCCCAUUAACA